This is a messenger RNA of Pararge aegeria (speckled wood butterfly), 4986 nucleotides long. It is a transcript of the gene Paip1, whose product is annotated as polyadenylate-binding protein-interacting protein 1. The transcript is spliced from 8 exons. Bases 198 to 1421 code for a protein of 407 amino acids. The record is from RefSeq and is a predicted model, not a curated record. Lineage: Eukaryota; Metazoa; Arthropoda; Insecta; Lepidoptera; Nymphalidae. Gene Ontology annotation, biological process: regulation of translational initiation. Gene Ontology annotation, molecular function: translation activator activity.
CAAAAAACAUGGCCGAGCUCCCGUAAAAGACGUCGUUGGAGACGUCGAAGUGUUUGUCUUUGUUUACGUGUCGAAAUCAUCGUUCGAAUCCAUUGAAAUUCAACGCGAAGUGUCUUACUGCGGUUUAUGGAAUUUCUUCGAGUUUGCAGUGGCUUAAUAUUUUUAGUAAACACUCAAUAUAGUGUUGACCGAUUGAAAUGAAUAACGGGGAUGUUGGAGGAUCUAGAGGUAGAGGCCGUGGUUGGCAUAAUCCCGAUAAUAAACCUCGUGAGUUGCGCCGGCCCAAAUCCGUGGCGGAUGACACAAAAGUUGCUCCAGUAUCAAAUCUGUCUGCAGAAGCUAAGGAAUGGUAUCCACCAAAUUAUGUACCACAGUCACCUGUGAUAUACAACACUGAACCCAUUAGAGUGCCUCGUUAUUCUGUUCAGGACAGAAUUCGGCAGGCACAAGAUCAGAAUCCUUAUAACUUUGAUGACAUGUCAUUUUCAUUGGAGGAGUCUGAAAAUAUGGAUCUGAGAGAGAACAUAGCAAACCUGAUUACAGUAAUGUGUGAGAUAACAUUUGAUCCCGGCAAAUUUGACACAUUGUGUGGCCCAUUGGUUGAUUCUUUUGUUUUGACUUUGAAUGAUGCCAGCCAGACAAGACCCCUCGUUGAAGCUAUUGUCAACCAGUCGAUUGGCGAGGCGAACUUCCGCUACAAUGGUGCCAGACUUUGUUCAAUAUUUGACUCUGUUGCAUCACCGGAAGAAUCGACAUUCCGAGCAUGUCUACUUGAGCGUUGUACUGAUGAGGAGCACAAGAUUAUAAGUGGCGUGGAGUCCUCAGAGGAAAAUAUGCGCGGCUUUGCCAUGUUCCUGGCUGAAAUAUAUACUCAACUUGAAAACAGCCAGGGUGGAAGGAUAAGAACCUUAGGGGAAAGCCUCUGUAAAGUUCUACUACAUCUUCUAGAUACUAACAAGGAAACAAACAUAAAAUCAGUUUGUCAAUUGCUCAAGUUGUCGGGCAUAGCGCUGGACGCUGACUGCCCGGAGGGCAUGCGAGCGGCCUUCGAACGCCUAAAGUACCGGGCGGAAAUGCCGUGCGUGCGCCGCGUUAUUGCAUUACGGGCCGCUCGCUGGGGCACCGCGGACCCCGAGCCCGAUCCGCACGCGGCUCCGGCCCUGCCGCAGCCGAACACACGCCGCCCGAAUCCUACGAACUCUGAGCCGGAGGGAACCAUGGGCGGCUACCUCGCGGAUGGGCAGUCACUGACCAUGGAGGAACGUGACUUCCUGCAGAGUAACCUGCCCGCCAAACCCGCCGCGCUGGACAUAGACAUACUGGAGGAGCUUGAGAAUGAGGCGUGGGAUACGGGCAUGGACGCCGAAAUGCAGGCCGGCUACCUGGAGUUCCUCAAGAUCUCCAACCAGAUCAAACGAUAGCCGUUUCUCUUCACACACGAAACGCCCGAAACGGAACAGAUUGCGUCUCUACACUAGGACAAUGGUGAAAAACUAUAAAAAAAUUAUAAAAUUUUAUAAAACUAUAAAAAAGAUUCGUCUGUGAAGGCUUCGUAAUACUCUAGAUUAAUGAUAAAUAAAUGCAUGAUUAUGACGUAUUCUACAGAAAAUACAUAGUGGUUAGAGCCCAGCGACACCCGUGGGGCGGCGUGUUCACACCCCACUUGUACUGUGCACACUGCCAACCUCACGCUAGCUUCGUCAUGCCAGUGUUCAAUGAAUAAUACUCGUGGCGUCGGGUGCUGUACAAUCCAUUAAGUUUCUACUAGUGCGUGUACAACAUCCAACAAUCCGCAACUGAUUGUAUCGGGUGGCGUUUGGAGACGUCGCUUCACUUGGGGUGUUCAUAAUGUGUUACUAGGUAUACAAAAUACUACGAAUUAAAUUAACUCAAAAUGCGUGGCGUCGCGUUCCGUGGUGUAUGUGGGAUGUUUCUUCCAUAAAAGUCCGCGCAGCACUAAAAACAAUCUAAUUAUAAAAAAUAAACGUAAUGUACCGAAUCCUAACAUAAGCAAUAAUAUAAAAACUAAGUAAAGUAAGUUUUACAACCUGUAUCCCGUUUCACUGCAAUACUAAGCUGGUUUUGAAUAGGCGUAUAUUUAGAUAUUGAAUUUAAUAUUAAAGAUUGAUCAUUCAUUCUUUAUAGCUCGAAUAGGUUACUUCCCAGUAUGUAUUUAUUGUGUUUAUAUAUUUUUUAUGGAUUUUCAAAAUCGCAAUAUAACACUACUUGAUCCUGGUGAUAUGAUUUACGCUCCAUAUCUGACUAUUGAAUUGUGUAUAACUAUAGUAUAAAAUAAGCCUUUUAUAAUUAAUAUUAUUAUUUUUAUUAUGAGCUAUGAACAAUGCAAAUGCAACAAAAGUUAAUGGACUUAAUGUAAACAAGUGAGCACUCAGAACUUCCAAUGAAAAUCUAGCAAUUACUUAUUUUAUAUUGAUAUAAUAUACAUAUAUAGCAAAGUUUUCCCUUAGUACAUUAAACCCAGUUAAUAUAGUUAUCUGUAGUGAGAUACAAACCUGGUAUUUCUCAUAUGCUAUAGAACCUUAUAGCGGUGGUGCUGUUGUCAAAGAAAACACAAAACAAAACUGUAAUGCCUUGCUACAUAUUUUUGGUAAACAAAUUUAAUACAAGUAACGUAUUCAUAGUAAUAUAAACUAGAUUUAAAUAUUCAUAUAUUUAAACAUCAUAGUUUUCUGUGAUUUUGUCCAGUAUAAUAAUGAUAAUAAUUUGAAAUGUUUUAUAUUAAAAUUUUAUCAGUAAUAGAUAUGCAGUGAUAGUGUUCAAUCGAGACUGCUUAUUGUGGUCUUUUAUCUUCUUGCAAUCUUUCAAACAUUAUGUCUCAUCUCUGUGCUGUGGGCUUACUUCCAUCGCUUGUAGCAGUAUUAUUUUAAUAUACAGUAUAAACUAUGUUAUACCUUGAAGAAGAUGGUAGGGAAAUCUGAAGCAAGCAUCAACCACAUUAAAACAAUAAUACUUUUUUAGUGAUGAUAGUAAGCCCCCAGGCUUAAGUUGGCAGUGUUUUUGGCAAUAAAGUAAUUCUCAAUCUAGAAUCUAAUCUCAGCGGCGAUUGCCUUUUAACAUUGCUGUUUUGUAUGAGAUAAAAGGUUGCGAUCGAGAUGCUAAAUGUCAAAAAGAUACAGCACAGCCCUAACAGGUUGGCCGUUUACUAUCAUAGACUGCAUCAUCAUUUACCAUCUGCUUUGAUUGCAGUCAAGGACUAACAUGUAAUGGAAUUAAAAAAGCCUCUGUUCCUAUAAAAAUAGACUGUCUGUCUUUUCCAUUAAAAAAAUGCGUGUACAACCACCACUGUCAAAAAACAAAUUAUGUAUAGAGACAAACGGUUGUCCGGUUGGACUGGUGUCAGAAAAGUUACACAUUACGGCUGCAGGUCGCAACCAAAGCAGCAACAUUGAAAACUAAAGGAUACAGCAUACCCCUGCUAGACACUGGGUACACUUUUGUUUAUUGUGUAAGCCAUUUUGUUCUUGUUUACAUUUCGUCUCGUAUAUAAAAAAAAAAAAAUUUAGUGAUCUCAUUACGUCUCCAUUUAUUUUGUCUGAUUCAUGACAAUAAAUGAAAUACUAUCGUAAUCUUCAAUUUGUUUCGAUGCCUAAUUUUGAUAAGCACGAUUCCUAACAUAUCACACAAUGAAUGCAUAAGUAAAAGCACAAAACAUUUUCUUAAGGAUAUCCUCUUAAAAUCUCUAAUUUCCUAAUGUUUAAUCCUUAAAGGUAGAACAUUCCGAUUAACGUGUCGAGAUGUCUGCAAAUUAUUGCGCUUGUUUCAUCUUGCGUUCAAAAAAUUUUAAAAUCUGUAAGGCGCAGAAGAUAAUGACGCGAAACCAAAAUAAAAGCGCUCACAUGUAGACACACACUUGCAUUUUUAUUAUUUCUAGUAUUUAAAAUAUAAUGCCAUAACAUUAUUAUUUAGAUUUGUGAAUUAUUAUUGUAUUUAAAUAGAAUACUGUGUUCUAUUUCAAAAAAAAAGCAAAUGCGGUAAGUAACUUUUAAAAGCCACCUUCUUUUUCCACAUAUUUUCUCCAGCCCCAAGAACUAGGUAAAAGACGUAAUUAAUUUAGAUUGCGGAUCAUUCAAAUGUUCGAUUGCCGUUUCGACAAUAUUUUCGGUGUGGAGUUUUUUUUUUUUUAAGCCGAAUUGUUACAUUUUAUAUGUUGUCCUUGCAUAAUAAUGCUUGUUUGAUAUGGUUGGAAAAGCGUGUUUGUGCUCUGUACGCAGUAGGUCCUAAUUGCUAAAAGUAGUUAUAUAGAGUUAUUGUAAAGGCAAAGGCAUCAUAACGCAAAGGGACGGAGAGUCGCUGGUACUUGCUUGCUUUCAGUUUACGUUACAUAUUAGCUAUUAUUAAAUGAAUUGUUUGUGGCCUUUGAUAAAAAAGUUACGCAAUCAAUUUCUAUGCAUCCAGAUAUUGCAAGUUUAACAUGUUGUUAUCACUGAGCAGCGGGUAACUAAGCGUUAAAUAUCUUAUUACCAUCAAAAAGCGGAUUAAAUAUCUCAAAAUAAAUAAACAUAGGCUUAAAAGGCUUUUCUUAUAGUGGGUCUUAAAGAACUUUUGAAUUCUUACUUACGGUGGGUCUGAAACAGCUUUGAGGAGGUCUUAAAGUUUCGGUGACUUUGGACAGUUCCACUAGCCUAUUGUUAAUCUUUUAACCUGUUAUUAAUACUUCAAAACAUUAGUGAUUGGCAAGGAGGUUAGUUUAUCGUUAAGUUAAACAUCACAACUGUGUUCCCUCCGUCUCGAUAACGCGGUGCCAAAUGCCAACUUUUUUUAAGUAACCUUGAUGGAGUUUUUAAUUAAUAAGCAAUCUUUGAAGACAUAAUAAAUAAAUUUUUGAUGUUUUAUGCAAUAUGGGAUUUAUUUAUUUGAUGAAGCAAUUAGGCGAAUGUUUAUAAUAUUUCAUUGUAUUUUUGUUGCAGUGAUAUUAUGAAUGUUAUAAGAAUAAAUGGAUAUUUUAAUAAAAGUCAUUUAAAUAUA